AUGGAUUUCGUUGGCAAUUCCUAUGGUCAACUAAUUUUCCGCCAUGGUGAAUAUUGUCUUCUUGUUGAUGUGUUCAAUGGUGCUGAGGUUUCAGCUCCACCUCUCCCAUUCAAUCGCGAUUUCAGGGGGCUCAACUGCAGCGGCUCUCUUACAGCUCCACUUGCAUCACCCAAUUCACACCUCCUUGUCAGCACCGUAAACACCCUGUUUGAUUGGCCAGUUGGAAGUGAAUCUUGGUCUGAACUGCAGCUUCAUAAUACAUGUAUAGUACAGAUUGUGGAAUUGAAAGGUCAGUUCAUCGCCAUGGAUGAUUGUUGUAAGAUCUACACUUUGCAGCUGUCCCCCGAGUUCGGUCUGCAAAAGAUGACAUGUGUGGAUUUGCCAAUCACAUUUGUGGAUUCAUGGCUAGUGGUCUGUGGUGACAUGCUUCUCAUGAUCACGAAGCAUCCAUCCUUUCCAAAAGUAAAAUAUAUACCCUACCAACUUGACCUGUCAACCAACCCUGCAAAAUGGGUUGAAGUAAAGCAGCUAAAUGAUUGGGCACUCUUUGUUGGAUGUGCUGUGAGGAGCCGGCCAUUUUCUUGCAUGAGCCUAGAAAGAUGGGGAGGGAGGAGCAAGUCGUUGUACUUCGCAGGCCAUCACUCUUUUGUUUUACAUGGAUUGGGUAUCGAGGGAGAUGUAAAGUUAGAGCACAAAAGAAACUGGUUACGCAAGCUGCAGCCCCUCUGGGUGUACCCAAGGAUGUUCUACUCAGACAGCCAGUGA
Messenger RNA from Triticum turgidum subsp. durum (durum wheat), 765 nucleotides. The record is from the annotation of a GenBank genome assembly. NCBI's taxonomy places the organism in Eukaryota, Viridiplantae, Streptophyta, Magnoliopsida, Poales, Poaceae.